AACGGCUCGAUAUAAACAAUCAAGCAGUACUUAAAACUGAAAGUAGAAAACAAUCCAAAACAAAUCCAGAACAUCUUCACUAGUCUAGUGGCUAUGGAUUACGACGACUGGCUGUUUGAAUCAAUUAGGCGGUAUGACAAGCUGUCCAUGUAUCAUAUCAAUGGUUUAGUGACUGCGACAGACUGGGUGAAUGCGAAAGGAAUGUUGGUAGCAACAGACAGUGGUACAUCAAGCAAACAUGAGCUCAUGGAGCUACAUCUACCAGACAAGAUCAUUGACGAUGACAUAUCCCUCAGCAAGGACCGAGACUUCCGAGUGGCUAGUGGUUGUUUUACUGACAGGAAAGUUAAUUGUGUGAGGCAUAUUCCUGGUACAAGGAACUGUGUUCUAGCAAAAGAUGGCACAGCAGCUAUUGAAAUGUAUGAGAUGGGGGAUAACUCUUCCAACCUUAUCAAACCAGCACCAGGAAGAGUUAUUUCACUUGAUCAUGAGCAUAACACAGCUGGGAGGAGCGUGAAGAUUUCAAAUUUGCAAGGACGUAAUGCUGUGGUCGGCUACAAUACAGGCGGCCUGAAAAUUGUUGAUGUAGAAACAUUUCAGCUUGUUCACAAUAUGAAGAACCUUGAAGGAAUGGUCCCUCCCACUCAACAAAUUUCAGACAUACACUUGAAUAACAACAGCACAGCAUUUUGUUGUACAGAUAAUGGCACGGUGCUACAGUUUGACAUUCGUGAAAAAUCACAGUGUAGCUGUAAAACUCUAAAAUCUUACAAGCCUGAAUGUCACUGGAGAUUGGCGGUGUCUGAUAAGCAUAUUUGGCUGGCUUCAUCAGCUGGGGAUGUUUUAUGUGCAUGUGUGGAAGACAUGCAGGAUAUACAAAGUCUUAGUAUAGAACAACCAUGGACAACUCACAAGGAUGUUUGCUCACAUCUUUGCAUUCAGAGCAACAAUGAUGGCAGGAAGUUCUCAAUAUCAGGGUUUGACGGCAAUGUGUAUGUGUACCAGAUGGUUGACCAGCACUGCAGACUGGAAUUUGUCCAUGAUGGCCAUGUGAUGAACAGGGAUGACCAAACAGAGAGCAUCUCUGUGCUCCAGCAUGUAUGGUUCCCGGAUUCGCAGGAUCAAGUUGUUUCCAUGGCAACAGAUGGUUCACUACAUGCUUGGAAACAUAGAUGAAAUAAAUAAGAUAAAAUUGUAUUUUCUGUGUUGAACACCAUAGCACUAUAUACCAAUAUAUUCAAGGGGUUUCCAACGUGAUAAAUGCCUCUCUAUCACAAAUCCAUCACAAACCAACUCCGGUCAGCACUGAUCAAUUAAGGGCUAUUUCAUUUAAACAUAUAACCACCAGGGGGGAGGUAUUUUUAAACUUUACCACCCCCAUACUCAAGCAAUUAUAACUUUUUGGGUCCAAAUUAGCGAAAAACGACACCCACCCAUAUACUGUUUAAAUAAUUGCCUCCCCCCGUAGGUUUUAUGUUUUUACUGGAAUAGCCCUAAGUUAAGCUCACUUUUUUUGUUUUGAUAUAAUUUGUGUAGCGCUUACAUAAUCAAGAUAUUUGGACUUCAGAAGGAAGUUACCUUCAUGAUUAUCACAAUAAGCUAAUUUAUUUUUAGCAAAAUGAAGAUAUGUCAGAAAUUUAGCUUGAUGAAAUAAGCUACUGAAGCUUGUUAUGCUUUAGAACUUGCAAGAAAUUGGGGCGAUCCGCUGUUAAUUUCAGUAGGUCUACAAAGUGACGUCAUGGUCAGAAAGCACUUUGAUUGGUUGUAUGUAAAUUUUGUUUCAAGCACUGAUUUAUAAAAAAUACAAACAAACAUAAAAUUGCA
Molecule: messenger RNA, 1824 nt
Organism: Mya arenaria
Lineage: Eukaryota; Metazoa; Mollusca; Bivalvia; Myida; Myidae
Product: WD repeat-containing protein 73-like
Exons: 8
Coding region: 94-1176 (360 amino acids)
Biological process (GO): cytoplasmic microtubule organization
Cellular component (GO): spindle pole; cytosol
Molecular function (GO): protein binding
Source: RefSeq, a predicted model, not a curated record